AGCCACGUGGUCAAGCGGCAAGAACCAUCGAUGUAUUAUCAUCAAGGCACAUCGCUGAAAUUUCAAGUGGUCAAGUCACUGAAUUGAGCGAUACGUCUAUACGACAUGUCGCUGUUCUCGUCUGCAUUCGAUGAUGGUCCAUCAUUUGGUGCAGGACCCUCACGCUCCCCAAAGAGCGUUCAACAGGCAUCUUCGAAGGGCGUAACUGGGCGACAGCAGGAGACAAAGACCAAAGCUCGACCAUCCACGGGUCAGUCUCAUCAAAACGAGAGCAGCAGCCACAGAGAUCGUAACCAACAACAGGCAUCGAGGGGAUCACGGCCGUCAGAAGUGAGGGAUCAGAAGAAGAAGAAGUUGAAGGGCAAUGCAAAGCCACAGUCUGGGCAAGCGGGUGCCAUGGACAGAAUCGAGGAGACCAAGCGGAACUUGGAAAAGCUCAUGACUCGGCUGGAUGGCGGCAUCAGGGAGGACAAGGAGGAUGCCAGACCAAUGGGUUCAGGUAAUGGGAACAAGAAGAGAAAGAAAGCUGUAGAAAAAGAGAGACAGGAUCAUGACGCCUCAUCCUCACUGCCCAAAACAAAGCAUCCCUCGGCGGGCUCUGGAUCCACUCCCAAGCGUGCCAAGGUCAACCCUGGCAAGGUGACCCCCGGCCAGACGACGAGCGGAUCGGUCUCAGGACAAACUACCAAAAAGUCUGAACCGGGAGUUCAAGGCCUUACUAAGAUGCAGAAGGGUAUGCAGACAAAAUUGGAAGAGGCGAGAUUCAGAUGGAUAAACGAACAACUAUACUCGAAUUCAUCCAGUGACGCUGUGGAGAUGAUGAAGAAGGACCCGAAGGUCUUCUCAGAUUAUCAUUCUACGCAUCGGAUUCUGACGGCCGCUUGGCCGACACCGCCCUUACCUUAUAUACUCGAGAAGCUCACUCCGUUACCGGCCAAAACCGUCAUUAUCGACCUUGGCUGUGGAGAUGCCUCUCUGGCUCAAGAGCUGGUCCCCAGAGGCAAAACUGUUCUAAGCUUUGACCUAGUCGGAGAUUCGAGGCUAGUCGGAGUGAACGGAGAAAGAUCCUCGAGUACAGGUGGCUGGGUGGUAGAAGCGGAUUUUCUGAAUCAUAUACCCCUGCCUGGCCGUUCGGGAAGACAGGGCAGUCCUUCCGAGAGUCGGAGCGAGGUCGUCGAUGUUGCCGUCUGCUGUCUGAGCUUGAUGGGGACGAAUUGGGUUGGAGGAAUCUACGAAGUCUGUCGUGUGCUCAAGCAGGGAGGUACUUUCCACAUCGCCGAGGUGACAUCAAGACUCGUGUCCAAUCAAGAUUUCGUGGAUAAAAUCUCGUCGUUCGGGUUUGAGCUUGUCGAAAUGAGUUCGCCGAGUACACAUUUCACCUUGUUCGAGUUUACAAAGACGACCGCCGUUCCAUACGGACCUGUAAAGGGCGAAGUUGGUUGGAGCGAAAGGGUAUCAGAGGGAGAGAGCAUCAUGAAGGGAUGCGUGUACAAGAAGCGAUAGUCUUGAUGGGCAAUGUAUGCAAUU
Molecule: messenger RNA, 1527 nt
Organism: Kockovaella imperatae
Lineage: Eukaryota; Fungi; Basidiomycota; Tremellomycetes; Tremellales; Cuniculitremaceae
Product: methyltransferase-domain-containing protein
Exons: 5
Coding region: 106-1503 (465 amino acids)
Biological process (GO): ribosomal large subunit biogenesis; rRNA methylation
Cellular component (GO): nucleolus
Molecular function (GO): rRNA (adenine) methyltransferase activity
Source: RefSeq, a predicted model, not a curated record